Molecule: messenger RNA, 1179 nt
Organism: Colletotrichum lupini
Lineage: Eukaryota; Fungi; Ascomycota; Sordariomycetes; Glomerellales; Glomerellaceae
Product: ribosomal protein L19e
Exons: 5
Coding region: 1-1179 (392 amino acids)
Biological process (GO): translation
Cellular component (GO): ribosome; cytosolic large ribosomal subunit
Molecular function (GO): RNA binding; structural constituent of ribosome
Source: RefSeq, a predicted model, not a curated record
AUGAGUAAGGCGGUUGUUGCGGCCCUGGAAGACGAAGGUAUGCCAUGGUUGCACUAUCUGAUGGAGAUGACGCUCCAUCAAAUACCUGAUGUAUCUCUCAUUUGCGUGCACCGGCCCCUUAAGACACACCAAAGGGCCUAUGUCGUUGACGACACAGUCAGCCCCGACUCUGCUCUCACACUUCGCCUUUCAGAAAAAUUGGCCUCCUGUCACCCCUCUCGAAAUUUCAACACCCUCGACUCCCCCGGUAGGUACGACCAUCGACUAGGACAGCAUUCAAGAUGUAAGUUAUCACGAUACGAGCACUACACCAUUCUUCCACCGAGCCCAAAUCGAUUUGCGUCGCCUACUGCACCGGGCAAGCCUUAUUUAGGGUCUAUCGAAGCCCGGGACACGCGGGGGCGACAAAAACCGACGACGGCAUCCAUCAAUUCGACGGCGGGACGACGAUGUUUUUUCUCCCAUAACCAAGGACAAAUUGCUGAUGUCCAAUGUCUUCACAGGGUCAAUCUGCGAACUCAGAAGCGCCUUGCCGCGUCGGUCAUCGGCUGCGGUGAGCGCAAGAUCUGGCUCGACCCCAACGAGGUCAACGAGAUCUCCAACGCCAACUCUCGCCAGACCAUCCGCAAGCUCGUCGCCGAUGGCCUCAUCAUCCGCAAGCCCGUGACCAUGCACUCGCGGUCCCGUGCCCGUGAGCUGAACUUGGCUCGCCGCAUCGGUCGCCACCGUGGCUUCGGUAAGCGCAAGGGUACCGCUGAGGCCCGUAUGCCCAGGUUCGUCGACACCAUUCCCAUCGAUCGGUCCGCUAUUGGAGGUUACUCUUGGAAUGUCACUUGGGCAACCCCCUUGAACAUUCGACAACGAUAUCCACAAGUCCUCUGGAUGCGCCGCCUCCGUGUCCUUCGCCGUCUUCUGGUGAAGUACCGUGCCUCCGGCAAGAUCGACAAGCACCUUUAUCACGAGCUUUACCACUCCAGCAAGGGUAACGCCUUCAAGCACAAGCGUGCUCUCGUUGAGCACAUUCACCGUGCCAAGGCCGAGAAGGCCCGCGAGAAGGCUCUCAAGGACGAGAUGGACGCCAAGCGUGCGAAGACCAAGGCUGCCCGCGAGCGCAAGCAGGAGAGACAGACGGCGAAGAGAAACGCUCUGUUGGGCGAGGGCGAGGAGGAGGCCAAAUAG